AUGGCCCAACGAGAAAUCAUUGUCCAUGUUCAACAAAUGAAGGAGAAGCAUGAAGCUGUAUUGGCAACCUCGAGCACUCCCUCCUCUCCUACGCCUGAAGCUCGCCCUACCACUCUAUCGCCAAUUCAACACCUUCCAGUCGAGAUUUUUCGCGAAAUCGCCCUCUAUGCGCUUCACCCUCGACCGCGUGGCCGCGUGCAGGAAUGCCCUUUAUCCUUGUGCCAGACGUGCUCGACCUGGAGAACUGUCGCAUUGUCACUGCCGGAGCUAUGGGAAACAUUGGUCUUGCUGGUGAAGCGCCCAAGAACUCACCGCGAACAGUAUAGGACACGCGUCCUCGAAUGGUUUGGACGUGCCCAAAGCCGUCCGCUGACCUUCUUCCUCUUCUCGGAGUCUCAGCAGUUUUCCGGCGACCGUCCGUUUUACGCGGACCUCCUGCAGGACAUCGCAGCUCCGAUGGCGCAGCUUGACAAUCUCGAAGUCCUGGAGAUCAGCAAUCCUGGAGACUAUGGCUUUAACGAAGAUUCGGAAAACGAAGAUGUGGCUAUUAUGUCCACUUCGAUUUUCCAACAAGCUCCGAAGCUUCGCUCCGUGGCGAGCAGCAAUGUAUUCCGCACUGUCAUCGGCGCGAUGGAUGUUCUCCCAUGGUCGCGAUUGACUGAUCUUCAUGUCACCGAAUCCCUCCCGAUCUUUACUUGGAUCGAAAUCAUGAAGCUUUCUCCCCUCUUGGAGGUUCUUCAUUUACGACCGCACCCGGAGAGGCAUAGACGCCGCUUCCCCCUGCCAGUUCAUGAAAAUCUCAGAGAGUUCACCGUUGACCUCAUCUAUGAUGAAUAUUCCAUCGUCGACAUCAUCAACGAGUUCGAAUACCCCAACCUCCGCACCCUUCGCCUCGAACACGACGGUUGCCGCGCUGGCCCUUACCCUCUACCACCCACCGCCUUCCACUCCUUCCGCCAUCUCCAUUCCUUAACUCUAAAUUAUGGUUACCGCGAAAAUCCCUCGUAUAUAAUUGAAAUUCUGCGCGAGACGCCUAAGCUACGCGUUCUCGAGCUGUACGACGUCGAAGCAUACAUGGACACGGUCUUCGAAAGCAUGACCCUGUCUGCUUCGUCCCUUGUUCCACAACUUUCCACCCUCCGUCUCGAAGCUCACAACGACCGCAAAGCAUUCGACCCAGACACCCUGGCCAGCAUGAUCGAAUCGAGGUGCUUCAACCUGCCUGCAGGUUUCACGCCUUUGGAGGAGGUUCUCGUUUACUCCUACCACAAGUGGAAAGAGGGUGAAGACACAAUCAUGGUCAGACUAAGCAGGCAAAUGGAAUCAUGCCAAGUUGCCGGAUUGUCGUUCAAGGUCUUCAAUGGUAAUGGGACAAAUGGAAUCCCGGACUCCUUUCUCUGGACUCAGCAAUCAACGCAUACCUUUUUUGAGGGUUCUAAUCAUUAUCGCUAUGAGAGAUGGUAG
Messenger RNA from Cyclocybe aegerita, 1464 nucleotides. NCBI's taxonomy places the organism in Eukaryota, Fungi, Basidiomycota, Agaricomycetes, Agaricales, Hemipholiotaceae. The record is from the annotation of a GenBank genome assembly.